Messenger RNA from Cokeromyces recurvatus, 1743 nucleotides. RefSeq lists its product as uncharacterized. The transcript is spliced from 4 exons. NCBI's taxonomy places the organism in Eukaryota, Fungi, Mucoromycota, Mucoromycetes, Mucorales, Mucoraceae. The record is from RefSeq and is a predicted model, not a curated record. Bases 36 to 1523 code for a protein of 495 amino acids.
UUUUGUUUUUUUUUUUUCCUUAAAUUCACAUAAAGAUGAAUAAGAUUCCAAAUGAGCUUCAACCUGCUUUAAAGACGAUGUUACGAGCUUAUGGUGUAGGUUGGUCGAUAACGACUAUUCCAGGCAUUUUAUCUAUUCUUAUUAAGACUUUAUUUCUUGCAACAAAAAAAGACAAUCGAUCGACUACGACUACUACUGCUACUAUUCUUCAAAAAGCUCUUUUUAUCAGUCUGCCUCAGCUUUUAAAAAACAGUAUCACACAGAAUGGAUUCCCUCUUUUAUUAGUGGGUUCGUUAGGGGGUCAAAGGCUCUUGCGCUAUUGGUAUUCAUCCAUUAUAAAAAAGAAAAAAAAGGUGUCGCAAAGGGCUGCUAUUUUCUGGUCCUCCCUGAUUACGAUUGUUAUUAUUCGUCGUUUAUUUCCAAAGACUAAGACAUUGGAUUUAACUUUUUUCGUUCUUGUACGUGCACUUGAUGUCUUUGCUCAUCGUAUUUAUGUUUCUGCUAAAGUUAGACAAAAGAUGCCAGAAUGGAUACUGGAAUAUGGCAAUAUCUUUAUUUUCAUGCUGGCAAGCACUGAAAUCAUUUUCUCUUGGUUUUAUGAACCUGAAAGAUUGCCAAAAUCUUACGCGAAAUGGAUUACAAAUAUGUCAGGUAUUGAUACUAGAUUAUUAGAAACACUUCGAGCGAUUCGAAAUGGCAACUGGAUAUAUGGUAAAGAUACUGGACUGGGAUAUUUAUUAAGUGAUUAUUGUGCACAAUUAGGUUUACCUCGAUCUUUUGGUGAUCCUAUUUAUGGUAGAAUCGAUUGUACUGUUAUUCAUGAAGGCAGUCCCUAUGGCUGUGAAGUGAAUGCGUUAUAUCGUUUCUAUAAAGGUUUUGUUAAAAUAUUUCCAGUAUAUCUCUCAGUUCAUCUAUUGCCAACUUUAUUUUUUCAAACAUCACGUUUUAUUCAAACACCUAUUCAAACGAUUUUACGUGUUCUUUUGGCUUCAACUCGUUCCUCUACAUUUUUGGGAACCUAUAUUGCCAUCAUUUGGUACAGUAUUUGUUUAGUAAGAACGCGUUUAGGACAUCAGGUAUUUAAGAUCAAUCAGACAAGGCUAGAUAACACGCUAUCACCCUUGGUGGGUAGUAUGUUAUGUGGCCUUUCACUUUUAGUUGAAAGUAAGCAUCGUCGAGGUGAAAUGACACUCUAUGUCGUUCCACGUGCCCUUUUUUCAUUCACAGAAAGAAUCUUAAGUCCUCACCAAAAGGGAAGAGGGUGGGAAAAAGCUGCUGCUGAAAUUGCUGAAAAUCUUACCUUUGCUACCUCUGUGAUGAUCGUUCUUCAUGCUGUUUAUCAAGACCAAUUUAUGGUCAGACCUUCUGUACGUGGAUUAUUAUCAUGGAUUUUGAAAGAUGAAUUAAAGCAAGAACAGAUGAAAGACAUGAGUGACUAUUAUCCUUCAGGUGACUCAACACCUAUAGAUGAUAAAGAUGAAAUUCAAUUAGAGAUUACAAAAAAGGAGUCUAUCGUGCUCUAGUAUACAACUCUAUCUACAUUAUAUAUACAUUAUCAUUAAACGUCACUAUUUUAUUAUAAUUCACAUAAUACAGCGAAUUUACUCUGAGCUGAAUAUAUUGAAACCUUUUGGAUACAAUGCAUACACACAAAAGUGAAUAGCUUCUUUCUUAAACAGAUAUCAUUUUAAUAUCUUACUGAAGAUUUUUGUUUAAAUAAACUUGGCUUAGUAAAUAAAUAAU